This is a messenger RNA of Liolophura sinensis, 7096 nucleotides long. Its product is annotated as leucine-rich repeat protein SHOC-2-like. The transcript is spliced from 17 exons. NCBI's taxonomy places the organism in Eukaryota, Metazoa, Mollusca, Polyplacophora, Chitonida, Chitonidae. The coding region runs from base 907 to 2784 and encodes 625 amino acids. Gene Ontology annotation, cellular component: cytoplasm. The record is from RefSeq and is a predicted model, not a curated record. Gene Ontology annotation, molecular function: protein binding.
UUGGUGUCCAUUUAAAGAAUUAAUUUUUGCGACAUUAUGCGCAUCUUGCGACGGUGCAUGGUUUUGUCAUCACCACAAAGCCUCCUUACUCGCGUCUCACCACAUACUCGCUGAAUACUAGAAUGCAAAACGUUUCAAUUUUGUCAUUUUCAGAGGGAUGAUUGCUCGACUGAAGUGAAAUCAUUUCAAGACAGGAACUAUGUCAGCGCCUCGUUUUGCGCUGACAGCCGUGCUAAACGUGGGAUGUUGUACUACGCUGAUCUCCAGAGCUAACAUCGCAUUUAAGUGUUGAUAAAUUGAUUUUACUUCUGUUAAUUAAAAGUAAACAAGCUGAAAAAUAUCCAGACUGACGUGUCCGUGAGUUUGGGCGGAGCAUUUUGACGAGGAAAAUCGCACCGUGGAACCCUCACACCUAUCUAAAUAUAGCUGUCAUCUUACAGAGAAUGUGAGCUCGUGUAGGCCGGCAAUAUUGGAUAAGACUACAUCAAUUAUUACAGAUUAUCAAAUACUUCCGAGAAUGGUCAUUUUGAAAAUAGAGUAGGAUGUUUAGCAGCAAUAUCACCUAACCAUUUCUACAGGUUUGACCUGACUAUAUCGAGGUAUGGUUGAGAUGCACUUGUGAUGUUUGAAUGGUUAUAAGUGAGGUGUUACCCAGCUCAGCCCAUCACAGACUGUCCUGACUCAGAGCGGUCCAGAAGGGACGGUGAAUCACAUCCAACACAAACAACCAACUUUCACUCUUAUAUCUGAAACGACUCAUAUUGUCGUUGAAAUCACACAGGGGACUCCCAGUUAAGACAGACUCCUCUGAUAGGUGAGCCUGGUCACCAGGUUGACUCUGUGUUAGUCUCCAUGCCAAAGCUGUGCAUUGUGUCAAGCACAAUCUAGGUUGACAGUUGGAAGAUAAUGUCUAGGAGGGGAAACAAACCACGAGAUAAUUCUGCUGCAGCAAAACGUUUGGCGGACUACAUAGGCGAGACAGGUAACAUGCCAGUUGGAGGACCUCACAUGAUACCCCCUGGGUCAGGAUCUCCUGAGACGGAAGGCUCGGGGACAAGUUCUAAUGCCAGCCCUGCUGGACAGGAGACAAACAUUGAUGAACUGUCGUCAAGUUUAGAAGGCACUUCCCUGACAAACAGAGAGAACAGUAGAGAACAUGUCAAAAUGCAUGAAAAGAAGGGUAGCCUAGCCUCCAUGACGGUGGACCCUCCCAAACCAAAACAGGUCACAGUAACACCUCCAGGCCAGAACAAGCCAAAACCUGUAGGACCUGGCACAAAGAAAACUGUGAAGGCAGACUUGGAUGUUGCCAAAGAGUUCAACAAGUGUAAGGAAGAGGGUGCUCAAAGGCUGGAUCUCAGUAAAUCACAGAUAACUGUUCUGCCUAGUUCAGUCAAAGAGUUGACCCAGCUUGCGGAGUUCUACCUGUAUGGCAACCGGCUGGUGUCUUUACCUGCGGAGAUAGGUCACCUGACCAGCUUACAGACUCUGGCAUUGAGCGAGAACUCCCUCACCACACUACCAGACUCUCUGGAAAGUCUAGUGAAACUAAGGGUUCUGGAUUUAAGGCAUAACAAACUCAACGAGAUACCAGAUGUUGUGUACAAGUUGAGAUCCCUGCAAACUCUUUUCCUAAGGUUCAAUAGGAUCAAACACGUAGAUGAAGAUAUUUGUAAUUUGACUAGUUUAACUAUGUUAAGUUUGAGAGAAAACAAAAUCAAAGAUUUGCCUCGUGGUGUUGGCAAGCUCGUGAAUCUUGUAACCUUUGAUGUUUCUCAUAAUCAUCUGGAACACCUUCCUCUAGAAAUUGGUAAUUGUGUACAGUUAAGUUCGUUGGACCUGCAGCACAAUGAGUUGCUAGACAUCCCAGAAUCAAUAGGCCAUCUACGAUCCCUGACCAGAUUGGGCCUGAGGUAUAACCGUUUAUCAGGGCUACCUAAAUCACUGGCAAAUUGUGUUAAUCUGGAUGAGUUCAGCGUGGAAGGAAAUAACAUAUCUCAGUUGCCGGAGGGUCUGUUGUCAAGCCUGACUAACCUGACCAGUAUUACAUUAUCACGGAACAAUUGCCAGUCUUACCCAACAGGAGGGCCAUCACAGUUCUGCUCAGUAUAUUCAAUAAAUAUGGAGCACAAUCAGAUCAAUAAGAUACCCUUUGGGAUUUUUUCCCGGGCCAAUUGCUUGACCAAGUUGAACAUGAAGGAUAACCAGCUGACAUCUCUGCCAUUGGACAUUGGCACAUGGACAAACAUGGUGGAGCUGAACUUGGGUACAAACCAGUUGGCCAAAAUUCAAGAUGAUAUUCAAAACUUACAGAAGCUUGAGGUGUUAAUUCUUAGUAAUAAUCUGUUAAAGAGAUUACCAGCCAGUAUAGGCAACCUGAAGAAACUGAGAGUGCUAGAUUUGGAGGAAAAUAAAUUGGAAUCUUUACCAGCAGAAAUAGGAAGUCUGAGAGACUUGACAAAACUGGUUGUGCAGUCAAACCAGCUGACUAGUCUACCCAGGCAGAUCGGGUGCUUGACAAAUCUGCAAUAUUUAGGGGCUGGAGAGAACAACUUGACUUCUCUGCCAGUGGAAAUAGGUACUUUGGAGAAUUUGGAGUCUUUGUAUAUAAAUGAUAACCCGGAGUUGCACAGCUUGCCGUACGAGUUGGCCUUGUGCAGUAACCUACAGAUAAUGAGUAUAGAGAAUUGCCCGCUGAGUCAGAUCCCAACAGAAAUUGUGGCCAGAGGACCUUCUCUUGUGAUACAAUAUUUAAAACUUCAAGGUCCAUACUGUCAGAUGUAAGAAGCAGACACAGAAGGUCACUUUCAUCCUGAGAUGAGAACCCUUUCAGGGCAAAUCAACACUGGAUAACAGAAUCACUUUCAUCAUAGCAUUUAAUGUUGUUUACAAGUAGCUUGAUCUGUAUAUAUGACUCUAUGUUGAUUGUAUGGGUACCACUUGUCAUCGUCUACUCUAGAUAAUUGUCACCUUGAACAGUUUAGAAUGUCACAGUUGAGGUUGAAGAUUACACACACCUCACUCACAACAGCUUUCAUAAAGUCUGUCUAGACACCUGCUUGGGAUGUGCAGGCAUGAGGAUUUCGGAAUUGCUGGGAUUUCUUUGGUUCCAUGUACGUUUGAACUGGGAAACAGUGGGAAACGUUUUUUUGGUUCCCAACAAUUUCUGCUGUAUGAACUGAUUUACCUGUAAUAAUUUUUGUGUUAAUGGCAUUUCAUCAAAUACAUUUUGGUGUUUGGCAUUUCUUGCAGAUCUAAUUUUCAUUUACUUUUUGUAGUAAAAAUUACCAUAAUCACUCUUGUUUUUGUUAAAAAUUAAUGAACUGUCACUGAAUGAUUGAGGUAUUUGACUGCAAACUAAGGAAAAAGAAGGGAGAGAACUGAGUACUACAACUUUGCCAGUUUGAGUUUUCUCCCCUACCAGAAGCGUACAAUGCAUCAUACGUUAAAUACAACUUCCACAACAGCCUUACAAUCAGACGAAUCUCAGAAUUCAAAUUUCACAUGAAUCACAACUUCCUUGGUCAAGGACCUUGACUGGCUUUCUGUCCUACUUGUAAUUUAUCGGCUGUGCUACUUCCUGUCUAUCGUGGCAGAUAGCAUUGCAGGCUCGCUAUACAUAGAGAGAUUGAAAAAAGGCCCAGCAUUCACGAGACCACUCAUGGCAACAAAGUACAAGCGCCAAGCAACACCUUAGUCACAAUUUGAAGGCUCAUAACUCAAGCCUCCGGACUAUUAACUCUGUUCAGUGGUUGCUAAGCAAUACUGAGUGAGUAGCCAAGCCUUUUUUUGUGGGAAACGGAACGAUCGUUUCCAUGAAGUCCUCAUGCCUGUAGUUACAUCCUAGGACAUCCUAUGUGGGUGGUUUGUCUGACAUGCUGUCCGGGUGUUUGUUUGGCAUGUCAUCUGGCUGGUUUCUCUGACAUGCCGUUUGGGUGGUUUGUCUCACACAUCAUCUGGCUGGUUUGUCUGACAUGUCAUGUGGGUGGUUUGUCUGACAUGUCAUGUGGGUGGUUAGUCUGACAUGCCCUUUGGGUGGUUUGUGUGACAUGUCAUAUGAGUGGUUUGUGUGACGUGUUAUUCAAGUGGUUUGUGUGACACCCGGCCCGGGUGAUUUGUGUGACAUGCCAUCUGGGCCAUUUGUCUGCCAUGCCGUCUGGGUGGCUUGUGUGACACUUCGACUGGUUGGUUUGUCUGAAAUGUGGUCUGGGUGGUUUGUCUGACAUGCAGACUAGGUGGUUUGUCUGACAUGCCAUCAAGGUGGUUUGUGCAACAUGCCAUCGAAGUAGUUUGUAUGACAUGCCUUCUGGGUGGUUUGUGUCACAGGUCAUCUGUGGGUUUUUUUUGGACAAGUCAUUUGUCAUGUCAUCUGGGUGGUUUGUCUGAGAUGUCACCUAAGUCAUUUGACAUUUCUCUGGAAUUCUAACUGGGAACUUCGUCUGAUAUUGGUGUCCAGGCAGCACAUCAAACAUUUGGUCUUGGUAAACUAUCUCGAAUUUUGCUUGGGAACUUUGUUUCGUAUUCAGUUGAGAUGGUAUGUCUCACAUCCUGUCUUAGUAAUUUGACUACAAUUUUAUACGAGACGGGAAAUCCAAUAAGUUAGUAAGUCUGCCUUGAUGUUGCUAAAUGAGCUGUCCCAGAGUAUGGUUAUUUAUUAUUCCAAAGCCUUAGUCUGCAGGGUUUCUCUUCCCUUGCAGCACUAUGUAGUGGGUUUAAACCAAACUUUCCUGUCAUUACAGUAUUUCAUUACUUGCCCCAAGGCCAGGGACAGAAAUUGUGAAUGUGGGCAUACCUGUGAGAUAGUUGUCCAGACGAUUUUUGUCACUAGUAUCUUCACCGUACUAUUAAGGAAAGUUUAAUUCUAAGUAACAGAAACAAAAAUCAAGGUAGUGAUGUAGGUUCUAUUGUAUCUGUUCUUGGCAACAUCGAGAUAACAAAAAUUUUUUGGGUGCCAAAAGCUAUUUUAUAGCAGUUUCUUCAGGUUUCUGUCAACUCUACGCAAGCUUUAGGUGUUUUCAUGAGAGGGAUUACAAAAUCACAAGUACAAGUCUAUUACCAAAAAAAAAACAAAAAAAAAAACAAAACAAAAACCAAAAAAAAAAAAAAGCACAAACAUGCACUGGGUAUGUAUGUAAGUAUGUUGUAUCAUCAGCCAAAGUUUGUCUCUGUGCUAUUAAUUAAGAAGCAAAUGUACUCCAUUAAGAAUCUAUUAACCUUAUAUAAACAAUGUAAUAGUCAUGAGUUAGACUAUUGUCCUUCUGAAUAGAAGAACAUAAGGUUGUUGCAUCAUCAAAGGAUUGUCUGAUCCACAGGUAUAGGAAAGUGAAAUAUAGGUUUCUGAAUAUCGGUACAUGUACGUCAGUAGAGAGUGGAAUGUCCAUAAAGAAGUUCACUUUGAUGUCAUUACAUCAACAGCAAAAUUAUUAGUGUAUUAUUUGUCAUUACUAGCAUGUAUUCUUUCUUCAUUAAGUAAUUCAUCUACACUCUCAUUUGUGCUCAAAUUUUCCUUUGUAUCUCCAGUGUAUAUAACACUUUAAGUUCAGCAUUUACUUAAGUGAGUUCACGUAAGAAAAUAAGGUGACAGUGCCAUUGAGUAAGAGUAACCUGAAAUUUCUCCUUUGAUAAAUAGUGGUUUUGCCUGAUAAGUUUAUCUUGUGAGAGAAACAUAUGGUUUGUCAUGACUGCAGUUAGACACAGUAACUGCACUCAAGAAAUCCUUGAUUAGAACUGAUUGUACUGGGAGGUCCUGCAAUAGCAACUUGAAAUGGCACAGACAAAUCAAUUAUUUUCACAAAUUUUAAAAAGAUUGAUACCCAGUGAUGUUGAUAGACUGAUAGAGUCCCUGAUAACAAUUACUAUGGUCCUGUAACUAUGUUCACUGAUUGAAAGUGCAUAGAUUUUGAGGGAAAAACUCAAAGAUCCUUCGACAUGAAAUUUCUUGUUAAAUACUAACAAUGCUGCAUGUCCUAAUCUUGCUGAUUAAGAAACUAUUAUCACAUUCUGGGAUAAUUUCUGCUGUAAGGAAACUGGUGAAACUGCAGGCUAUUGAAUGGUUUAGAAGACAGGGUGUUGAAAAAAUUCCUCUUUAGAAUGUGGAAACUGGAAAUAUGUCUAUGACCAAAGUGCAAGUGGAAUUGGGUCAGCAGUAAAUAUGAUUCUAAAAUAUUGUUUUUACUGACAAGAAUUAUAAAGAAGCUAAGUUCAUCCAUGUAGACAAAUCUGUAUAUUUCAUUGAAAUUUCUGUGAACAUGUGGAAUGGGAUAAUUUGUUGUGAUCACAUGGUGUACGAGUGCUUAUGUCUGGAUGAAAGUAUUGGGAAAGAUUAUGGACCUGGGUAAGUGUUUGUGCUAAGGAAGAUCAAAUCUAAUGUGUUGACAGUUUUGCAUGUUGUAGCGACAACUUUUGAACAGUGGACAAAAUUGUUAUGUUGAUGGAUUUUUUUUACACUAAUUAAUAAAACCAAGUAAUUUUGUUCCGACAUCACGGCAAUGUGUUAAACAGGAGAAGAAUUUACCUUCUUGCCACAGCGUUCGUCUCCUGUGUUCUGUUUGGAAUUUGGAUCACUCACCAUAGUCUACUGUUUGAGCAUAACCUAGAGUAACAACAUGACCACAGCUUCUGUACAUCCCAUUGACACAGAGUUUCCAUAAUGUUAACUUUCAUUCCAGCAACUGUAAAUUUUAUUACCACUCCUCUGCCUGUUCUUAUCACAAUGCCUGUGGGAGGUCCAAGGAUGAUACUCCCAGUAUUCAACGCUUCUCUUUUUGAGAGAGAAGCACUUGGUGUACAUUAGUAAAGGUCUGUGGUAUACUCGCUCUUCCCAUCUCUCAGAUGGGAGAUCUGCACCAGCUAGUUGUACACGAAUAAUGUUGUCUGCUUCUGAUGGUGUACACUGCGCAUGUCCCAGACAGAGACAAGCUGUAAGCUCCAGGCUCUAAUGUUAUUGCAGUGUAGUACAGUAUCAGUGUUGGAAUGGCUGGUUCUCCAGCACUAUAUUUGUGAUAUGUAUUGGACGCGAAAUGUUUGUGGUUAGCAUUUCCUUAUGAACUGUACAUGUACAUCUAUAGAUAAAUACAUAUUUAUUCAUUGCUCUUCA